Messenger RNA from Camelus dromedarius (Arabian camel), 2839 nucleotides. RefSeq names its product general transcription factor IIE subunit 1 (gene GTF2E1). Lineage: Eukaryota; Metazoa; Chordata; Mammalia; Artiodactyla; Camelidae. The record is from RefSeq and is a predicted model, not a curated record. The transcript has 5 exons. Gene Ontology annotation, cellular component: transcription factor TFIIE complex. The coding region runs from base 218 to 1534 and encodes 438 amino acids. Gene Ontology annotation, biological process: transcription initiation at RNA polymerase II promoter; transcription open complex formation at RNA polymerase II promoter.
GCGGGUGGUUUCCGAAGCUGGUCGCAGGAUUAGGGCGUUUUCUUUGUCGCACGAGUGGCGUGGCUCGUUUAAGCCGGUAGUUCAGGCGCUGAGGGAAGCUGUAGUGGGAGUGUUCGAGGAUUCGCUUUGGUAAACCUUGUUCCCUGUUCCUUGUUCUCGGCUCCCUGGCCAGGCGUGGCAUUUCAAGUACAUUUAAAAUUGAAGUUUGCUGCUAAAGAUGGCAGAUCCAGAUGUCCUCACCGAGGUUCCUGCAGCAUUGAAGCGAUUAGCCAAGUAUGUGAUCCGGGGGUUUUAUGGUAUUGAGCAUGCUUUGGCCUUGGACAUCUUGAUCCGAAACCCCUGUGUGAAAGAGGAGGACAUGUUGGAGCUGCUCAAGUUUGAUCGGAAACAACUUCGAUCAGUCUUGAAUAAUUUAAAGGGAGACAAGUUCAUCAAAUGCAGAAUGAGGGUAGAGACUGCUGCAGAUGGGAAAACUACUCGUCAUAACUACUACUUUAUCAAUUAUCGUACUCUUGUUAAUGUGGUAAAAUAUAAAUUGGACCACAUGAGAAGGAGGAUUGAAACUGAUGAGAGAGAUUCCACCAACCGGGCUUCCUUCAAAUGUCCCGUCUGUAGUAGUACGUUUACAGAUUUAGAAGCUAAUCAGCUCUUUGAUCCCAUGACAGGAACUUUCCGCUGUACUUUUUGCCAUACAGAGGUAGAAGAAGAUGAAUCAGCAAUGCCCAAAAAAGAUGCACGCACACUUUUGGCAAGGUUUAAUGAACAAAUUGAGCCCAUUUAUGCUUUGCUUCGGGAGACAGAGGAUGUGAACUUGGCCUAUGAAAUACUUGAGCCAGAACCCACAGAAAUACCAGCCCUGAAACAGAGCAAGGACCGUGCAGCAACUACUGCUGGAGCUGCUGGCCUGGCAGGUGGGCACCACCGGGAAGCGUGGGCCACCAAAGGUCCCUCUUAUGAGGACUUAUACACUCAGAAUGUUGUCAUUAACAUGGAUGACCAAGAAGAUCUUCAUCGAGCCUCACUGGAGGGGAAAUCUGCCAAAGAGAGACCCAUUUGGUUAAGAGAGAGCACUGUCCAAGGGGCGUAUAGUUCUGAAGAGAUGAAGGAAGGUGGCCUGGAUAUAGACUCAUUUCAGGAGCGUGAGGAAGGCCGUGCAGGGCCGGAUGAUAAUGAGGAGGUCAUGCGAGCACUGCUCAUUCAUGAGAAGAAGACCCCCUCUGCCACAGCAGGCUUAGGGGGGGCGGCUGCCCCUGUGACCACUGCCAAUGGCAGUGACUCUGAGAGUGAGACCAGUGAGUCAGAUGAUGACUCCCCACCCCGUCCAGCAGCUGUGGCUGCGCAUCAUGGAGAAGAGGAUGAGGAGGACGAUGAAUUUGAGGAAGUGGCAGAUGACCCCAUUGUCAUGGUGGCUGGCCGUCCAUUCUCCUACAGCGAAGUGAGCCAGAAGCCAGAGCUGGUGGCCCAGAUGACACCAGAGGAGAAGGAAGCAUACAUAGCAAUGGGACAACGCAUGUUUGAGGACCUCUUUGAGUGAGCUUUCCCUACCUUUCCUCAUUUCUCUAAUGCUCAUUUCAAAAAGAUUUUCUCUACCUUUGAAGAAAAGUAUUUAAGUGGCUUUCUGCCCCUCUUGGUGUAAAGCAACUGUUAAUCUUGUGCAAAGAAUAACGGGAGAGAAAGUGUUGAUUUUUAUGCCAGAAACUUCCUUACAAGGUAGGUUGGCUAUAAGCAUUCCCUUCCCUAUUACUACAGUAUUAAUAUUUUGCUGUAUUUCCUUAUCUCAUCUUUUCCUUUCCUUUUUAAGACACAUUUUUCUCCCUUCUGAAAUGAGUGUGAGAAGUCUAUAAGGUCAAUUCUUCUAGUCCGCCUGUAGAAGCCCACUGUGGUAGGUUACAGUAAUUCACUGAUCACGUCCUUUUUGUCUGUUCUGACCACGCAUUCAAAACAACUGGCAUUGCUGCCUACCGAGCAGCUUGGUAACAGGCAAGUCAUUGAUGAGGAGAAAAAAAUCUUAAAGCUUUAUGUUGCCCUACAAUUGAGGAUGGAGUCAAUAUGCAGGGGGAGGUGAGAGUGUGUGGAAGAGGGAUGGCUGUGCCUAAAUCUCAUGAUCAAUAUCUAAACUAAAAUUUGUGUCUUUAGAACUGACUUGACUGACAGAUUCUGUUGUUUUGCUUAAUGUCUUUUGGUUUGUAUGUUGGAUAAUAGAAAACAGAAAGUGUGUUUGGUAAGCCUUUAGGAAGAAAUUAGAGAAGAAACAUGGACAUAGAAUAAGGAGUCCACAUAAAAGAUUGAAGAGGGGAGAGCAUGAGGAAUAGUACCUUUUAGAAUAGCCGGAGUUUGUGCUGAUUUGGAAAAUCCUUCAUAUAAAGCUGAGAUUGGUACCCUUCUUUUUCCGUUCUUCUACAGUGCUAUAAAUUGUUUAAACAGGCCAUUCCAGCAGAAAUUAGCAUAUAACAAUUGAUUACUUUUCUCUUUUUUCUUCUUUCAACCUCAUUGAAGGCGUUUGUCUCUCUUUUGAUUCUUGUCAGGCAUGGUAUUUUAGAGUGUAUCCAGUAUGUUGUUGAGCACUGUAACCUCAAGGAAAAUAGUUUCUUUUUGGUUCUGACGUGUAGCAUGGUAUUAUUCCCUAAGGCAGAACUUUCAUACAAGGGUCUAUAACAAUUGUAUUUUUUGUAAUAUUUUCCAUGGCAUUGUAAUUUUUAAGUAUUUAUCAUUUUGUAGUACAUGUAUAAAGUUAGAAUAGAUUUUGGAGCAUCUGAGCCUUGUGUGAAGUAAUGUUUUAUUUACCUGAGUUGUAUUAAUGACAGAAUAUUGACAGUAAAUCUAUUUUGUAUUUACUGAA